Adineta ricciae is the source of this 1997-nucleotide messenger RNA. NCBI's taxonomy places the organism in Eukaryota, Metazoa, Rotifera, Eurotatoria, Adinetida, Adinetidae. The record is from the annotation of a GenBank genome assembly.
GAAAGUUUUAUUUAACUUAUCCAAGAACAAAAAUCUUAUCUCAAAAUCGUCUUUAUAAAAUACGUUUUGAAGCAUUUGAAUUAAAUCAAAAUGCAACAAUUCGAUUUUUAUCGAUUUGGGAAUAUCCAAUUGAGUUUAAUUUUCUUCCCUCAUAUCGUUUAGCAAAAAUAUUAAAAUUUCAAGAACGAAAUCAACAUUGUCAAAGCAAUCCUUGUCAAAAUAAUGGAACUUGUAUUCAUAUAAUGAAUAUUAAUGAUUCUACAACAUAUUUUUGUUCAUGUUCAACCAAAUCCUAUGGAAAAAAUUGUGAAUAUAUUGAUAAUUCAAGUUGUUCAAUAUGUUCAUCGAAUAGUUUAUGUCGAUCACAUUAUUAUUCUACAAAUUCAUCAUUAUGUUUAUGUUCAAUGAAUCGUUUUGGUCCAAGAUGUUAUCUUGAAAGAAUAUGUGAUAUGUAUCAUAAUAAAAAUCCAUGUUUCAAUGGUGGACUUUGUUAUGUUCAAUAUGAUCAAGAUUCUUUAUUAAAAGAUUAUAUUUGUAUUUGUCAAAAUCAAUAUUAUGGUGAUUCUUGUGAAUCGUCCUCCGGUCAAAUUAAUAUUAAAUAUUUAAUCAGUGAUUAUUCAAUUCUUGCAUCGGUUAUUCAACUUUAUAAUUAUGAUAUUUUUACAUUAGAUUUUAUUUUAAAAAAACAACAAAUUUCAAAAGAACAACCAUUAUAUUCAACUGUUAUUUAUCCAGGAGAAAUUUUACCAAAUUUUGGUUUUCUUAAAAUUUUUUUACAUUCAAUAGAAAUUAAAUAUUUUCUCUUAUAUUAUCAAAAAAAUGAGAAAAAUCUUAGUUUAACUAUUAAUUUAAAUGCAAAUAAUUCUUGUCAAUAUACACAUUUCUUACUUUUUUCUAAUAUAUCAAAUGGAAUAUUUCAAGGAUUAAAUAGAACAACAAUAAUAUUUCAAUAUCAUAGUUUAUGUCAACAAUAUGAUUUUCGAUGUUUUUAUGAUGAAAAUUAUUUUUGUUUAUGUGAUAGAAAUAAACGAGCAGAAUGUUUUCGUUUCAAUCGAACUGUAGAUUCAUGUCGAUAUUGUUUAAUGAAUAGUCCAUGUAUUCAAGAAAAUCCAAAUGAUCAAUCAAAUUUUCUUUGUUUAUGUUCAAAAUGUUAUUUUGUUGGUGUUGGUUAUUAUUUAUUUGUUAAUAGUAUCACAAGUCAAGUAUCAAUUGUAUUUUUAUUUUUAAAAAUGAUUUAUUUUUUAUUAAGUGCAAAAGGUUUCAUAUUAAAUUAUACAAUUAAUAUGAUUUUAUGUAAAUCAAUUACAUAUCUUUUAUCAUGUUCUACUCGUUUAUGUUAUUGGUUAAUUAGUUUUAUAUCAAUUGAACGUGCUUAUGUAACUGUAUUUCCAAAUCAUAUAUGGAUUAAAAAAUCUAAAAUAACUAUAACUAUUAUUAUUUUAGCAAUUCUAUUUACAUUUGGCAUACAUUGUCAUGAAGUUAUUUCUUAUAAUGUUGUUUCUGAUCCAAAAUAUACCAAAAGUGGAACAUGGUGUGCUAUACAAUAUAAUCAAUAUUUAUCAAUUUAUAAUCAAAUAAUAACAAUAUUCAAUUAUAUGAUUCCAUGUUUGAUCAAUUUUCUUUCCGUAUUUAUUCUUAUUGGAGUUGUUACAUAUAAACGUGCGAAUAUUAAUCGAAAACAAUCAUGUAUUAAAAUAUUUCAACAACAAUUUCAACAGUAUAAAGAUUUAUUUAUUCCAUCGAUUUUUAUUAUUUUAAGCGCAUUACCACAAUUUAUAAUAUCAUUCAGUUUAGCAUGUACAGAAUUUUUAGAAGUUCCAUGGCAACGUUAUCUAAUAAUAGCAUCAUAUUUCUUAUCUUAUUUACCUCAAAUGACAAAUUACAUUCUAUUUAUUUUACCUUCAAUGUUUUAUAAAGCAGAAUUUGAUCAGACAUUAUUAGCACAAAUAAUAAACAGAUUGAAAAAGCAACUAUUUGGUAGACACACUGAUCAGUGA